Messenger RNA from Lycium ferocissimum, 2074 nucleotides. RefSeq names its product protein SPEAR3-like. The record is from RefSeq and is a predicted model, not a curated record. The coding region runs from base 528 to 1127 and encodes 199 amino acids. The transcript is spliced from 5 exons. Lineage: Eukaryota; Viridiplantae; Streptophyta; Magnoliopsida; Solanales; Solanaceae. Gene Ontology annotation, molecular function: DNA-binding transcription factor activity.
AAAUUAAAAACAACCUAAAUGAUAUUUUAAAUAAAAUCCUAUCAGCGAAAAGGGUAUAUUUGCACCAUUUUGCAAUAUCAGGGGUAUAUUUGCACCAUUUUGUAACGGCAGGAGUAUAUAUAUACCAUUUUGUAACGAGGAAAGAUAUCUGUGCUAAAUCGCAAAGUUAAGAGGUAUAUUUGCAGCUUUGCCAAAAAAAAAAAAAAAAAGAAUAAUAGAGGCAAUUUUUGGAAGUUCACAAAAAAAUGAGAGCUAGCUAUAGGAAAAAGCAAAGAGUAAAUUAAAGGACAUAAAAUCCAAGCAAGUAUAUACAAUGAAAUGAAUCUCAUAAAUCUAAAUACAAUCUGAUCCAGCUGUGCAAUAAUUAUAAUACGAAACUUGCAAAGUGUUGACAGCAUAAAAACCCCUUUUGAAGAUCUCCUUUCUCUGCAGAUACCCUUCCAUUCUACUACAAGAAAUCAAAGCUUUGACAGAAGUUGAGCAAAUUCUUCUGAUUAUUGUGGCGUUUCUUUCUUAGUAAGAGAGAGAUGGGCAGUGGUUAUUUUGGGGAGCCAAACCUAGGAAAUGAAAGAUCAUAUUCAUCAUCAUCAUCAAGAAAAAGCAAGAAGAAUAAUUCUGACAAACCUAAGCAGCCACAAAGAGGUCUUGGUGUUGCUCAACUAGAGAAGAUUAGAUUGCAUACUCAAAUGGGUUGCACUUAUAAUCUUCCUUCUCUUCACAAUUCUUAUGCCACCAAAUUCAACCAGGAGGAUAUCAUGAGACUACAAACACCAUAUUCAUCAACUCCAUCAAUUUCAUAUUCAUCAUCCUCAUCUUCAUCUUAUGGUUUUCCAGCCCAACAAAGCAUUACGAUGAGAUUGGGUGAUAUCGAAAGAGCAAAUAUUAGAUAUGGAGAUUCCCAGCCACCUUCUACUGCAGCUAGUACUUGGUAUCCAAGCGCAGUGUGUGAGCCUCAGCAUUAUGCUCAGCCAAACAUGACUAGAUAUCUGCUUAACCUACCAAUAGAGGACUCAAUGGAGAAGAGGAGAAAGAAGGAGAGAAGUAACUCAAUUGGCUCAAGUAGUCAUAAUAUUGAAUCAAAUGGCAACCAUGAUGAAUUAGAUUUGGAGCUGAGGCUUUCACUUUGAUCUAACAAUGUUCUUCAACAACUCAGUGUAUGGAUUAGCGAUAUCGAUCAUCAUAUUAUAAGCAUAUAACUUUCAAGAUUUAGAGCAACAAUUGGCUUUGUCUUAACAAGAUGUAAAAGUUUAAGCAAUUUAUGGGAAUUUGUUAGUCGCUUCUGAAAUAAUUGAAGGACCCAGUUGACUUUUCGUCAAACAAUGAGAAAAAAUGUUCUUGCACUUGCCUGUGCUACUGUUCCAGUUAAAGGAAGGAUCUAUUACUGAAGAUGACAUUUCAUUAGGGUAUAUAUAUAGAGAGAGCAUACAUUAAACAAUGGUUUUCUAUGUUAUUUCUUUUACUAUCUUUUUUCUAUUUUCUUUUUCCUUUCAUAUACCAUGAGCCCGUUUGGAUUAGCUGAAAAAAAGUGAUUUUUAAGCAUAAGCGCUUAAAGUAUUUUUUAAGUGCUGAAAGUUAUUUUAUAAAUAAGCAGUUACGUGUUUGGAUAAAAGUGCUUAAAGGGUUUUUAGAAGUACGGGUAAUAUUGGAAUUAAUAGAAAAUAUAAGGGAUAAAAGGGUAAAAUUGUUGGUCAAACCAAAAUGACAUUUAAGUCAAAAAACAUAAGUUAGGGUUGAGCAACUUCUUGGUUUUGGCUUAUUUUAAGCACUUUUUAACUUAAUUUAAGCUGUUUUCUAUUUUUGUCAAACAUCCAAAUAAGUUAAAAACGACUUAUAAAUGACCAACUUAUAAGCCAAAUCCAAACGGGCUCUAUAUCUUAGUACUAUUCAUGAUAUUGAAAUGCUUCUAUUCUCGUGAAAAAGAUAUUAAAAAAAAAAAAAAAAACUAUUCUUGAGUAGUUUUCAACUUUACAAAAGAAGAAGAACAUAAAAAUGAGCUUGAUAAACAUAAAAAUGAGCUUGAUAAAAUAUAGAAUUGGUGCAAUGUGAACGUCAAAUGUUUUCCCAUGAGGUAAAA